AUGGAUUUUGGCUCUUUGGAGACUGUUGUGGCCAAUUCUGCCUUCAUAGCUGCCCGGGGCAGCAUCGAUGCAAGUGGUAGUUCCCACUUAUCCCGGGACAAGAAAUACUUUUCCAAGCUCAAACUUCCUCCUCUCUCCAAAUGUGAAUCCCUACGGAACACUCUUAACUUAGACUUUGAAAACAUUUGCUCUGAGCAGCCUAUCGGCAAGCGCCUCUUUCAGCAGUUCCUAAAGAAUGAGGAGCGGCUUGUCCCCGCGGUUGAGUUAUGGAGAGACAUUGAAGACUACGACACUGCUGAUGAUGAUUUUCGCCUUCAGAAAGCCCAGGCCAUCCUUGCUGGCUAUCUGGACCCCCAGGCCAAACUUUUCUGCAGCUUCCUGGAAGAGGGGAUGAUUGAGAAGGUCAAGGAGAAACACUCAAGCAUCCCUAAUGGACUAUUCCAGCCUCUUCUUCAAGCCACCCUGGGCUACCUGAGCGAGGCUCCCUUCCGAGAGUACUUGGAGAGUUUGUAUUUCAUGAGAUUUCUGCAGUGGAAAUGGCUGGAAGCCCAGCCCAUCGGGGAAGACUGGUUUUUGGACUUCAGGGUCUUGGGAAAAGGGGGUUUUGGGGAGGUUUCAGGUUGCCAGAUGAAAGCCACAGGCAAGAUGUACGCCUGUAAAAAACUGAAUAAGAAGAGGCUGAAGAAACGAAAAGGGUAUCAAGGUGCAAUUGUAGAGAAGAGAAUUCUAACCAAGGUCCAUAGCAGAUUUAUAGUCUCUUUGGCCUAUGCAUUUGAAACCAAAACUGACCUCUGUUUGGUGAUGACAAUCAUGAAUGGAGGAGACUUAAGGUAUCACAUCUACAAUGUUAAUGAGGAGAAUCCUGGUUUUGAGGAAGCAAGAGCCGUCUUUUACAUUGCUCAGAUCAUCUGUGGCAUGGAACAUCUCCAUCAGAAGAGGAUUGUGUAUCGGGAUCUCAAACCAGAGAAUGUCCUAUUGGAUAAUGAUGGCAAUGUCCGUAUUUCUGAUCUUGGCCUUGCUGUGGAACUGAAGGAAGGAGAGACAAAGACAAAAGGUUAUGCAGGCACCCCAGGUUUCAUGGCGCCAGAAUUGCUUCAGAGUGAGGAAUACGAUUUCUCUGUGGACUACUUUGCCUUGGGGGUUACAUUAUAUGAGAUGAUUGCAGCCAGGGGACCUUUUCGAGCCAGAGGAGAAAAGAUCGAAAACAAAGAACUCAAACAAAGAAUUAUUUCUGAUCCUGUGACAUACUCGGAGAAAUUUAGCAAGGCUAGUAAGGACUUCUGUGAAGGCCUUCUUGAAAAAAGUCCAGCGAAGCGCCUUGGAUUCAAAAAUGGCAACUGUGAUGAACUCCGAGCCAAUGUCCUCUUCAAGGACAUUAACUGGAGGCAGCUAGAAGCUGGUACUUUGGAACCUCCUUUUAUUCCUGACUCUAGAACUGUCUAUGCAAAGAACAUCCAGGAUGUUGGUGCCUUUUCUACUGUUAAAGGGAUUGUCUUUGAUAAAGCAGAUACGGAGUUCUUUCAGGAAUUUGCAACUGGAAAUUGUCCCAUACCCUGGCAGGAAGAGAUGAUUGAAAUGGGAAUUUUUGGGGACCUGAAUGUGUGGCGUGCUGAUGGCCAGAUGCCUGAUGACAUGAAGGGGAUAGCUGUAGAAGAGCCAUCCUCAUCAUCUAAGUCAGGAAUGUGUCUGGUUUCCUAAAGAAAAGCUCACCGAAGGCCUGAGAAUCUUUUUCAUAGUUGUAACACUGGGAGACCAGGCCAAAAAAGGAAGAGAAGACCAGUCUACUUAGUAAAACCAAAUAAUGAUGAUUUAAAAAUCUGGAAAUCUCAGCUAUACUCAGUUAUCAAUUCAUUUAAUUGAUGAUUAAGAUCUCUUCUUAAGCAAGUAGGCUUUGUCUGCUCUAGGCUGCCCCUUAUAUAAUGGAUUGUCUCCUUAGCAGUGUAGCUAUAAUCACUCAAACAAAGAACAAAGGAAAGGAAAGGAGUUAGUGCUAAAGGGUGGCCAUGAUGUACUCAAGUGUAAUAACUAAUCUAUAACAAUCAGUUUCGUUUUCCCUCAUACUGAGUCAAAAUGGACAAGAAAGAAUUACUAAUGAAACCUUUACUGACAACUCUGAUACCUAGGGUCUAAGACCUCGAGAACAAGAUCUUAUAGUGAGGAAAGACCCUGAAACAUCACACCACUGGGAGAAAACGGAGACCCCGAAUUGCUGUUGGGGUGGCUACCUGGGGUGUGUGGUGAGGUAUGGGAAAAAGUGGAAGUGAGCAUGUGGAAGUGAGAUGUGGAAGCCAUGAUCUGGAGUUAGCAAAAGAUAUGUUGGGGGAGGAAAAGACAUGCUAUUUAGACAUCCUUCCUGGGUCAAAGUUUUUCUCGUCCCUCUUUAGUUAUGGCUCAAAAUGAUAGGGGGACAAUUUUUGACAAUCAUAGAAAGGUUUGAAGAGAAUAUCUUGAUGUUUUGUUACUGGCAUGUUAUUAAUAUCUGUAGCAGAACAGAUUAGCUGGUGGAACUCCUAGUGGCAUUCCUGCUCUUUGUUAAUGGAUCAUUUUCUUUACAAUAAAAAACCUGGGGUGUUUUUUGUAGAUUGACUUUGUAUUGCUGUUCAUGGGAUUGUCUAGAAGAAGUUUUUCAUCAAAAUCCUCCAAACCUGCAUUUCUUAUAAUAAAUAUUUAACAACUUAGCUUAAGUCAGAAGUCUCAGAAAGCUGGGGGCAGGGGGCAUUUCGCCUACUAAUCCCUAUGCUCCAUGCCUUACUUGUGUUGGACAUGGCUAUUUGCACUUUUCAUUUCUGGUAGGAUUCCAAAAUACUUUAGCAUUUUAACUUUAUGGGUUAAAUUUCCUUGUCAUCAACUUCUAACUUAAUAUAGCAAUUUUGAUUUCUCCACAAGUCUUAUCAUUGAGAGGGAUAAAGAGUUUCUUACAGCUCAAGUUUUUGGUCAGAGGGAAGGGGAAGAAUAUUAUCAGCCAUAUUGCCUUUGUUGGAAAAACUCUCAAGUCAAGAAGGCUAGCCUCCCAUUCCUUCCUGCUUGGAAUCCCAGAAGGCCAGGAAGAAGAUGGCAUAACCUGAAACCUGACUGAUGGAUGAUAAAUGGACUUGAAAGGGAACCUUGCAUUCAUGAUUUUCAGAAGAGCAGGUCUUUCUGGAAGGGCUGAAAUCUGGUUUUGCCCAUUACUGGUCAGAGGUGUCUUAGAUGUCAUAUAACUUCUGGAAAACAAUUUGGAAAUAUGUUCUAAAACUUUUUUAAUUGAGCAUAUCCUUGAUCCAGUGAUAUUACUACUUGACAAAUACUCUAAAGAAAUCAUAGAAAGAGAAAAAAAGUACCUUUCUAUAUAACAGUAUUUAGAGCAUCUCUUCAAAUAAUGGCAAAGAACUAGAAACCAAUGCCCAUCAAUUAAGGAAGUGAUGAACAAAUAGUGGUAAAUUAAUGUGUUGUAAGAAAUGUUGAAAAGGACUGUUUCACAAAAAUCUGGGAAGACUUGUAUGAACUCAUGCAGAAUGAAGGGAGCAGCCCCAGGAGAACAAGUUACACAAUAACAAGAUGAUAAUGAUGGACAAAGUUGAAGGACUAAGAUCUGUGAUCAAUGGAAUGACCAGUCAUAAUUCUAGGGAACCAAUGAUGCAUACAUGCUACCUACCUCCUGACAGAAAAGUGAUGGACAUAGACUGCACAGUGAGACAUAUAUUUUUAGAUCUGGUCAAUAUGGCAAUUUGUUUUGCUUGAAUAUGCAUAUUCAUAGUCAUGUUUUCCUUUUUCUUUCUUUUUUUUUUUCCAAGAGGAGGGAUGAUGGGAGAGGAAAUAAACGAAUGGUAGUUGAAAAAAAUGAAUAAUAAGAGAUGUCAUGUAGCUGUACAUGGAUAUCUCAUUCAACCACGUGUUACCACUAUAUCAUCUCAAAGCAGCACAGUUGAAAAUCUUGCUAAUAUCUAUAGCAGAUAUUUCUCUCUCUCCCUCCCUCCAUCUGUAACUGUUCUUUAUAUAUGUUUGUUUUUCACACACAUACACAAUCAUCACCACUCCCAUCUAUGCACAAGAAAACAAGGGAUUGGAUCCAUGACAUGCAAUGUUUGUAAGUCUGUCAACCAUUCACACUGAUUACCAGGGACCCUGCUACUUCCCGUUCAGAUUGUACCCAACUGGAAUUUGCACAUUGUCAAGCUUUGGUCAAAGCCACUGAAAGAAAGACUACCUAAUCCCUUAAGUAGCUAUUAGUACAGCAGCUGUUUUGAGGGAAACAGCAAUAUUUUACUUUGAAAAUUAGUGUAUGUAUUUAAAUAGUGAGGUCUCAUAUGAGGGUAUAUGCCAUUUUAGAGCUAGAAUUGUAUACAUGAUGACUUUAUCCUGAAAUGCAUCUUGAACCACUGA
Messenger RNA from Antechinus flavipes (yellow-footed antechinus), 4362 nucleotides. RefSeq names its product G protein-coupled receptor kinase 1 (gene GRK1). Gene Ontology annotation, biological process: regulation of opsin-mediated signaling pathway; signal transduction; visual perception. The record is from RefSeq and is a predicted model, not a curated record. Gene Ontology annotation, cellular component: cytoplasm. The coding region runs from base 1 to 1698 and encodes 565 amino acids. NCBI's taxonomy places the organism in Eukaryota, Metazoa, Chordata, Mammalia, Dasyuromorphia, Dasyuridae. Gene Ontology annotation, molecular function: rhodopsin kinase activity; ATP binding. The transcript has 7 exons.